GCAGCAUAACCAGCCGAAGUGAAUUUCUUGUGGUUGUUCGGUAGUUUUGAAAGUUGAAAGAAGCAAGGACAACCAAAAGGAUGAUACACUCCGGGCGCACCAAGCUCGAGUGUCAGAUGAAUUACAGUGACGUAAACCGUCCCCCACUGCACGCUAGUCAGUGCUUCAUAGCUAUGGCUUAGAUGUCGUUAUCUGAUGACUUCAUAAUUUUACUAUCAGUCUAGCACUUGUUUUGUGAUUGGUUAUAUUAAGGCUGUUCGGUUGCUAUUCUAUUCAGAGCUAAGCAUUCAGUCCCUCUUCAUGAAGCGUUGACUAUUCUAAGAAUUGCUGCAAAAAUAGUACCAAGUAUAUGUAUAUUCAAACUGCGGAAUUAGAAAACGUUGAUGAAGAAGUAUAAUAUGGAAAUAAGAAACAUUACGAAUAAGAAUUAGACAAUUACAAAUGGCGUAAACAAGAGAUAGAAAUAUGGAUAAGCAAGUGACGCAAAAGCACUCUGUUAUGAAAUUAAAGGAGUUGUAUGUACAAAGUGACUGUUGACUAUCGGCGGAGACAAUUAUCUAAUUCAUUUAACGGAAAAAAGCCAGUCGAGUCGGCGUCGGUGGUGGGGGUCAGAUACAAGGAGUCGAGGAAGCCGGAAGUGGUGGGGGUCAGUGGUGGCGACAACAGCAACCUUCGCAUCACCAUCAUCAUCAUCACCAUCAUCACCACCAUCACAGUGGUUACUACACGGCGCAACACAAUCACAAUAAUCCUGUUACUACCAUGAAGCAGUCCUACAUGCAGUUGACACGAGUAUUUCAUGAUGAUGAAGCACAGAUUAAUAAGAAGCUUCCUAAGGAACUAUUACUUAGGAUUUUAUCAUACUUGGACGUGGUUUCCUUGUGUCGAUGUGCUCAAGUCAGCAAAGCUUGGAACGUUCUGGCCUUGGAUGGAUCCAACUGGCAGAGAAUUGAUCUGUUCGACUUUCAACGAGACGUCGAGGGUCCCGUUAUUGAGAACAUAUCCAGACGCUGUGGUGGAUUUCUAAGACAGUUAUCAUUGAGGGGAUGCCAAAGUAUAGGGAACAAUUCGAUGCGAACAUUAGCCCAAUUAUGUCCGAACAUUGAAGAGCUAAAUCUAAGUCGAUGCAAAAAGAUAUCAGACACAACAUGUGCUGCGUUGAGUAGUCAUUGCCCGAAAUUACAACGACUGAAUUUAGACUCGUGUCCCGAAGUGACGGACCUCUCUCUAAAAGACCUCUCCGAAGGCUGCCCUCUUUUGACGCACGUCAACCUCUCUUGGUGCGAACUUCUCACGGAUAACGGGGUCGAAGCUUUGGCCAGGGGAUGCCCAGAGCUAAGAAGUUUUCUUAGCAAAGGUUGCCGGCAACUAACUGACAGAGCCGUCAAAUGUUUGGCUCGGUAUUGUCCCAACAUGGAGGCAAUUAAUUUACACGAAUGUAGAAAUAUCACUGACGAUGCUGUGCGAGAGCUUAGCGAGCGGUGUUCCAGACUUCACUACGUUUGUUUGUCCAACUGUCCUAAUCUUACAGAUGCAUCGUUAGUAACACUGGCACAACACUGUCCAUUGUUAGGAACACUUGAAUGUGUUGCAUGCACGCACUUCACUGAUGCUGGAUUCCAAGCCUUGGCCAGAAAUUGCAGAUUGUUGGAAAAAAUGGAUCUGGAGGAGUGCGUCUUGAUUACGGAUGCCACCUUGAUACAUUUGGCCAUGGGAUGUCCUCGACUGGAAAAACUCAGCUUGUCACACUGCGAACUUAUAACCGACGAGGGUAUUCGGCAGCUGGCACUAUCUCCAUGUGCGUCGGAACACCUGGCAGUUCUAGAAUUGGAUAACUGUCCUUUGAUCACCGAUGCCAGUCUUGAUCAUUUGCUCCAAGCUUGUCACAAUCUGCAGCGCAUCGAACUCUACGACUGUCAGCUCAUCACUAGAGCUGGCAUUCGAAGAUUGAGGACACACCUUCCGAACAUAAAGGUUCACGCAUAUUUUGCACCAGUCACACCUCCGCCGAGUGCAGGAGCAUCGAGACAACGUUACUGCAGAUGUUGCGUGAUACUGUGAUCUGUUCGUUUGUUUGAUAAUUGAACGGAAUGAGCUACUGUUGUGAUUACGGGAUUUGGGAACGAUUCGCGAUACCCGGAAUCGGGAGAAGGAUACAUGCCUAAUGCGGUGAAUCACUAUGCAAUGUUGGCUGACGGUGCGAAUUGAAUCUUCGAUGAUCAAUAGCCCAUGUACUUGUCGACGAUUGAAUAAUAAUUCAUUAUCUAUUAUUAUUUAAUGCGUUUCCCCGUCUCAUGCUUGGGGAGUGAAUCAGGAAUAGGUUUUGUAGCUGUGCAUCUGAGUCGUUGACACAUGGAUAGCGCCUCGCUACUGCUGGAAGUCAUUUUAACGUCACACCAGAUUUGUUGCUUUACUCACACAGUGCGAGUAACAGUGUGAUAAUCAAGUCUAUACCAUUAGUUUCUACAUUUCUAGUUAUCGUUUCUUGGCUUCCUAGAGCCAAAACGUACGGUACUUGGUACAAAGACGCAAUGCCGCUGUCGGAAAUUUGGUAAAUGGUUCAAACUGGUAUUUUCUUUACAGAUCCUUUGGGGAUUUUAUUUCGUCGUUUCGUAACUUGUAUCUGUCACAUCGUAAUACGUAACUAUUUGCGAAUUGUGCAAGUAUUAUAUGUACAUGUAAUCAUUGUCAUUAAUUUUCUUUCAUUUUUUACUCAACUUGGACGCUUUUGUCGUGAUCCUGGCUAGGAGAGUACAGAGACUGACAAACGGAUCAAAGCGUAAUUUCAAUUCACGUUUGAAGUACAUAUUUCUCAGUAGCCUACCGCAGAUCAGAUACACUGGCAAGUGUAAUCAGAAAUUGCUUCGUAUUAUACAUGUAUAUGUGGGGCAUUCCUCUUCAACUAUACCAGCAUUCGCAGGAAGAUCAGUCGAAAAGUUUUCCGGUAUUGAGUAAGGCUACGUAAACAGUGAAAGAAAUUGAUUUUCUGGCUGUGGCCCCUCAAGAAAAUAAUAAUAAUAAUUGUCAUUCAUCGACAAUUAACGGUUUGCAAAAAUAAUCGUACUAAGAACAAGUGUACGGUUCACAUGUUGGUCGAGUUGGCAUGGAAUAUCCCACAUCUUUAUGUAAGGUGAUAUGUACACGAAGUAAUCAUUAGUGGCAAUAAAUUUGCCGCGACAUACCUUAUAUAUUUGAAUAAACUGACGGUAAUCUAAAAAUAUAUUAUAUAAUAUUGUAAGAAAAAACGAGAAGAAAAUUUCGAAAAAAGCGGAGAGAACGGAAAAAAAAAAAAAAAAAAACAAUUGGAAAAAAUUACCCAUAAUAAUAAUUAUCAUUAUUAUUAUGAUAAUAAGAUAUGUUUUAUACGCUGCUGGUCGUCUUUAGAAUUAUACGUAAUCGUAAAGUGUCGUCUGUGCAAAUGUUGAUGUAUGUUACUAAUGCGUAUGUAGGCUAAUUCACUAAAUUUAGCACCAACGUAAUGUAUUCGGUUUAUGGUUGCUAAAGGCAGUAACACUUAGUUAUUCGGGGUUUCCGAUGAGGCCGGUGCUAUAUCGACAUAAGCUUGGGUGUUGGUGUUAGGUUUAGUGAACAAGCCAGUUUCGAAUAAUGAGCCCUAUACAUUAUAUACAGGGUGAUUGAUUUUUAUUAAUCGCUUCACGUGGAUAUCUCGAAAACGAAAAGAAGAACGUUGAAACGUUACAAGAGUUCGAGUUUCAAAUUUUUAUUUUUCAAAAAUUCGACAAAAUUUCCUGACUUCACGUAUUAUAUUAGGAUAUUUUCUGGUAAAAAAAAAAUCUGACUAAUCCAGGUUUUUCAGGUUUUUAGGUUCUCGCGUAGAAUGGCAAUCCCAAAUUCGCUAUUAUCUCGCUAUAUUCUUUGUAUAAAAUCAGACGUUACUUGCAAAAUAUCGAAAAUAGUACGAUUCGCAAGUCAACGCAUAUCUGUAUUAUCUUACCUCUUUGAAACAAUUCAAGUUUUGGGUAAAACUUGUUCUCGCAUCACUUUUCAUUCUGGAGAUGUUCGCCAGGAGCGAUGGAAAUCGACUACUCUGUGCAACGAGAGUGCAGUGUUGCAUUCUCGAUAUAAUUAAGUAACUAGAGUGUGUCUGAAAUUUUUUUUUUUUUUUUUGUGGAUUUUUAACGCAAUAGGAGAAAUUUAUCAACAACUGUCGGAAAUAUUGGUCCCCGAAAAUUAUGAUCUCAUAUUAAAAUAUUAUUUGAUCAUGGAUUGAAGAUUCCAUUUAUGGGCGACGUUGAUUGCAUUUUUACUUUCUUUCCUUUGUACAGUAAUUUUCACGCAAAAUCUUGCAGAAGUCAACAGCAGCUGUUGCGUGGUCAAAUGCGAAAGUUCACUAUAAUCAUAUGGAGAGUUGAAUUUCCUAUAAUUAUUAAUUUCAAAGUGUGAAUGCUGGUUGAGAUUGGAUUAGCUGUACAUCCAGUGAAUGUGAAGUAGGUGCGUUAAAUGCGAAAUUCGGUAUUUGUCACACGUGGUUCAAUGUAAAUAUUAUUAAACUUUCUUGAAUCAUUUGCAUACAUUUUUUUUUUUUUUUCUUCUUCUUCAUUUUGUCAUUUUUUCGUUCAAAUGGAGUGUGUUUGAGCAAGUGUUUGGCUGUGCAGUAGAAUAGAUGAAUCGAAUAUAAAAGAAAAACGUAGAAACCAUGAAAAGUGUUUAUCUGCCUGUCGAAUGCCUCUUUUAUUACAUAAUACGCCUGUGAUACAAGUAAAUUAAUACCAGUUACAAUAAUUUGUAAAUGAAUGAAUGAAUGAGUGAAAUGGCUCUCAGAUAUCGGUAUCUUAUACCAAACGUAAAAACGGUAAAGAUAUAUAAAGUAAAACAUAAUUAGAAAAUUAAUAUACCCUAUGAUAAAUAAAUUCAUAACUGUAUACAAUUUCCAAGGAGCAAAUCGAAGUAUAUUGUAUAUCGAAAUAAUACAUACCUAUACUGUCAAUGCAAAAUAUUUAUCCCAACAUAACGCAAUUUAUAUUUACGUAGAGUUUCAAGUUGCACGCAACACUGUAUUAUUGGACUCUCAUUACGCAAAAGGCACUUUUUCAAACGAUCUAUGUGUUUAUUACUACUCUAUCAAUGUGUAGUCACUAUGUAGUUAGGACCAGUGUUGCAUUAAAUACUACCCAGGAAAAGAGGAGAAUGGGGGAAGAAUAUUAAUCACAUUAAAAUCUCUAUAAAAUAAAAUAUUCGUCUACGAUUUAAGGAUUAACUCUGUUGCUUGUUCGGAUAACUGGUUUGCUUACAUCCCCCAUCCCCACAAACGAAAA
Molecule: messenger RNA, 5276 nt
Organism: Diprion similis
Lineage: Eukaryota; Metazoa; Arthropoda; Insecta; Hymenoptera; Diprionidae
Product: F-box/LRR-repeat protein 20
Exons: 11
Coding region: 763-2061 (432 amino acids)
Biological process (GO): SCF-dependent proteasomal ubiquitin-dependent protein catabolic process
Cellular component (GO): SCF ubiquitin ligase complex
Molecular function (GO): protein binding
Source: RefSeq, a predicted model, not a curated record